CUACUCAAAAUUAUUUUUCUCAAAUCAGAACACCAUAAACGAUACCCUUUUGACUCAGAAGCAUAGCCAAGAAAUAAGCAUUUUACAUCCCUAGGAGCUAACUUUCCUUCAUUUACAUGGGAAAAAGCAGGGCAUCCAAAUACUUUUAAAUUAGAGAAAUCCACCGGAUUACCUGACCAAACUUCUACUGGAAUUUUGAAGUUAAUGGAUGAGUGAGGAGAUCGGUUGACGAGAUAACAAGUUGUAUCAAAGCCAGAUUAAAGGAUGUCUACUGUAACCAAGUUUGAUAUCGAGAAAUUUGAUGGAAAAAUUUGCUUUAGUAGCUAAAAGAUCCAGAUGAAGGCUGUUCUCACACAUAACGAUUUGAAUAAGGCUUUAGAUGGAAAGUCUAAGAAGCCUGAUUCUAUGAACGAUGAAGAAUGGGAGGAGUUGGAUGAGAAGGAAAUUUCUGCAAUUCAACUUAGCCUUUCCAAAGAGGUUUGCGGGAGGUUAUUCGUGAGACUACUGCUACAAGUCUCUGGUUGAAACAUGACAAGAAUGGUCCUCGGGCCUAACUCAACCUCAAAAAUUAGCUCAGGAGGGGAGGAUUACCCAAGUCCAUAUAAGCAAACCACUAGUCCAUUCCCCAACCAAUGUGGAACUUUUACCCACUCUAACACCCCCCCCCCCCACACCCAGGCCCAACUGGCACUGGCGCGUGAACCGGGAGCCCAAAAUGGGAAUGAACCUGGCUCUGAUACCACUUGUCAGAAACUCACUUACAUCAAGGAACAACACACAUAUAAAAUCAAGAAAGAAAUUUGGAAAUAAAAUAGAUGACACACAAAUUUAACGUGGAAACCCAAGUUGGGAAAAACCACGGGCAAUGACGAGCUCACUAUAUAGAAGGUAGAGUACAAUCAAAUCCUCAAGAAUUCAAAAUAUGAACGAAUGAGGAUAAAGAAUAUUUUAAUCUUUAGUACAAGAAAGACACUGCCUCAAGAAGUUACAGAGAAAAUAUAUAUCACCAACAUACAGAAAAUGCCCCUGAGAAAUAGGCUGCACUUCCAGGAAAAACUGGUGACCAGUAACUGCACAAUAGGCAUAUGAUCUUCUCAACUUUCCUACAAUUGGGCAACUGCCAAGAACCAAGCUGGAAGGCAUAGUCAGUAGAGAGACAAAUAAUGUGAGGCAACUCCAACAGACUGAGUAUGCGAUUCCUCAGAAAGUGUGUUGCAACAUAAGAGAUUUCCAUGGAUUGAUUUUGAAUGGUUACAUUGAGCGCGAGAUUGUCGAAUAUGUGUUACCUCAGCUUCAACGUAUGGCUGAAAAAGUUGGAAUCUUCCUUUGGGAUGAUCUAACUAGUGAAGACUCUAAAGUCUUCAAGCUAGCACAUCUACUGAUGAAGCUUAUUCCAAUUAAACUGUAGGUGAUGCAAAUAUGUUAUACAAAUUUGAAAGAUUCAACUUCAGCAGAAGUUGGAUGUUUCAUUAAGAAUCUCCUGGAAAUCUCUCCGGACAUUCUUAGAGAGUAUCUGAUUCAUCUACAAGAGCACAUGGUAACUUUCAUUACUACUACAACUCCAGGGGCUCAAAACAUUCAUGUCAUGAUAGAGUUCCUUUUAAUUAUUCUUACGGAUGUGCCGAAGGACUUUAUUCAUCAUGACAAAUUAUUUGACCUUUUGGCAUGUGUUGGAGCACUCAUCAGGGAAGUAUCAACUCUUGUUCGCAACUUAGAAGAGAAAUCAAGGAAUGAAGAGAGUAACGAUGAAACAAGUCGUGCGACUCUAGACUUGUUGGAAGAAAAAAUUGAACUCCUCAAGGAAGAUCUCAAAAAUGAUUAUCUGAAAGCCCCAGACUCAUUUCAAUGCUUCCCCAUGAGUGACGGAUCGCUCUUCAUGCAUCUUCUACUCAUCCACUUGAAUGAUCUUCUAGAUUCCAAUUCUUAUUCAAUUGCUUUGAUAAAGGAUGAAAUUACCUUGAUGAAAGAAACCCUCGAAUUCAUAAGAUUGUUCUUUGUGAAUGUUGAGCAAGGAUUGUAUAAAGAUCCCUGGGCACGUGUUUUAGAUGUGGCAUAUGAGGCAAAAGAUGUCAUUGAUUCAAUUAUUGUUCGGGCUAAUGGUCUCUUACAUCUUAUUUUCUCCCUUCCCAUCACCAUGAAAAAGAUCAAGCUUAUCAAAGAAGAUGCCUCCCAAUUAUCGGAGAAGAUUCCCAAGAACAAGAGCCUCAUUGCUGUAAACUCUCCCAAGAAUCCAGUUGAAAGAAAAUCAUUGACAACUAGUAAAAUAAUUGUAGGUUUUAAGGAGGAGACAAACUGGUUAAUUAGUAAGCUUACCAGUGGACCGAAAGAUCUAGAUGUCAUCUCAAUCACUGGUAUGCCAGGUUCUGGCAAAACUACUUUGGCAUACAAAGUAUACAAUGAUGAAUCAGUUUGUAGUCAUUUCGACCUUCGUGCAUGGUGCACAGUCAACCAAGAUUAUGAAGAGAAGAAGUUGUUGAUGAAACUUUUUAAUCAAGUUACUGGAUCAGAUUUGAAGUUCAGCGAGGAUAUUGAUGUUGCUGAUGAGCUACGGAGAAAAUUGCAUAGAAAGAGGUACCUAAUUGUGUUAGAUGACGUCUGGGAUAUUGACACAUGGGAUGAUUUAACAAGACCUUUUCAUGGAAAGAGCAACACUGAUCCUCUUAACCUUAGAUCGUUAAGACCAGAAGAAAGUUGGGAGUUAUUAGAGAAAAGGGCAUUUGGAAACAAGAGUUGCCCCAAUGAACUAUUGAAUGUUGAAAUAGCCCAGAUUGUAAGGGACUUCCUUUGGUGGCUGAUCUGAUUGCUGGAGUCAUUGCAGGGAGGGAAAAGACAACGUCUGUGUGGCAUGAUGUUCGAAAUAAUUUGAAUUCCUUUAUUUUCGGCAGUGAAGUUGAUGUGAUGAAGGUUAUAGAAUUAAGUUAUGGCCAUUUACCACUUCAACUGAAGCCAUGCUUUCUCUACCUUGCAAGAUAUCCAAAGGACAGAGAAAUAUACAGAGGUUGGUUGAAAAUGUUGAACAGACAGAGAUGAAGAGUUUGGAAGAAGUGAUGGAAAUUUAUUUGGAUAAUUUAAUUUCCAGUAGCUUGGUAAUUUCUUUCAAUGAUAUAGGUGAUGACCCGACUUGCCAACUACAUGAUCUUGUGCAUGACUUUUGUUUGAUAAAAGCAAAAGAGGAAAAGUUGUUCGAGCAGCAGAUAAGUUCAAGUGAUCCAUCUUUUUCUUCUUCAGAUUUGAUGCCACGCAUGGUAAACAUUUCUUAUAAUAAGGAGCAGUUUGGGCUUAACAAUUUCAUCCUGUUUAUUUCAAAAAUGAAAAAGCAUUCUUGUAAGAGCCUCUGUUCUUUGGAGAUAACCGGAGACGAGAUGGAAGAUCGUCUUUCUGACUCAUGUCACCUAAGAGACUUGAGGCUUCUUAGAGUGUUGAUCUUGUUUCACUCUUUUAUGAUGGUGAAAGAUUCUUUGCUGAAUGAAAUAUGCAUGUUGAAUCAUUUGAGGUUCUUAAGAAUUGGGACAGAAGUUAAAUCUCUGCCUUCAUCUUUCUCAAAUCUCUGGAAUCUAGAAACCCUCUUGGUUGAUAACAAGUUAUCAACCUUGGUACUAUUACCGAGAAUUUGGGCUAUUGUAAAGUUGCGAGUGCUGUGCACUCAUGCUUGUUCUUUCUUUGAUUUGGAUAUAGAUGAACCAAUACUGAUUGUAGAGGAUUUAAAGUUAGAGAACUUGAGAAUAUGCGAGUGCUGUGCACUCAUGCUUUCCUAUUCGAAAGAAACAGAGGAUUUUUUCAUAAGGUUCCCCAAUCUUCAAAGGCUUGUAUUUGAUCUCAAGGAAUCAUGGGAUUAUUCACCAGAGCUAUAUUGGUUUCCAAACUUGGAUUUCCUUCAUGAACUAGAAACCCUCGAAGUAGUGUUUGAAAGUUCAAUCACAAAUGACAAUGGGCCCUCUGCAGCGACAAAUUGGACAUGGGAUUUUCACUUUCCUUCCAAUUUGAAAAUAUUGUCGUUGUUGAACUUUCCUCUGACAUCCGAUUCACUAUCAAUAAUAGCGAGACUUCCCAACCUUGAACACUUGUUCCUUACGAGAACAAUCAUCAAAUGGGGAGAAUGGAACAUGAGAGAGGAAGACACCUUGGAGAAUCUCAAAUUUUUGAUGUUGGAUAAUGUGACUCUUGCUAAGUGGGAGUUUGGAGAGGAAUCCUUUCCCAUGCUUGAGAAAUUACAACUGUGGGGAUGUCAUAUGCUUGAGGAGAUUCCGUCUAAUUUUGGGGAUAUUGGUUCAUUGAAAAUUAUUCAACUUGUAGAGAGCCCUCAACUUGAAAAUUCGGAGAUUAAGGAAUAUGUUGAGGAUAUUAUGGGAUGGGAUCUUGAGGUUCUUGGCCCGAAUAAUAUCACAUUAUUUAAGUAGCUUGAAGAAUUAUGUGGGGGAAUUCUUGAGCACCACCAUAACAGAACCCGUCCCUGCUUCCCCAAGCUCUUCUGACAGGCUCAGUUCACACCUCCUAGUUGGCGUGCCGCUGCUAUGCCUAGCACUGGGAGUUUUCUGCUACCGAACGCCAGCGACUUCAACUACCAUGUGAAACCUCUUCAGGUAAUAAUGUUACCGAGGAAGUCCAAUGCAAUAAGAAGUGGGAUACUCGUAGUGCAAAGAGUUUGAAUUGUGAUGUAAUGUGGUGAAUUUAAGCCAUCAAGAAUCAGCCACCAAUAAGCAUUUGGAGGUGCGAGACUGCUGUUUCUAAUGAUCAAGAUGUUGAUGCAGCAUUUGGCCUCAUGUGCAACAAUUGCACUAGGUAAAUGGCUAUUACCUCCUUCAUCGGUAUAUUGCAAGUUGAAUAUCUCCAACAGGCGCAACAUGGCUAUCGGCAUCCUCCACUGAUGAGCACGCGUCUCCUGUUCCUUUGUCAAGAAUACUCAAGGUGGCACCUUUAAGUCCAUUAAAUAUAGGAUUGAUGAGCUUGACGAAGAGGAGUCUGUUAUCUAGCUGCUACUCAAUUAGAAAUGAAGAAACUUUUACUCAGAUACACAUCAUAGAAACUAUCACCUUAACGGGAUUGCAUCACAAUGUCUAAUGCAGCAAGGUUCGGAUGGAGAUGAAGAAUCUAUUGCUCGGAGUUAUUCAAAUGUGGUUUAGAGCAGCGUGGAUAUAUCUUCCUAGCAUCUUCUUAAAUCAUCCAAGAGGAAUCCGUUUUAUGUCGAAUAAUACGUGGAGGAAUUCUCGAUAUACCAGUAAAAGCAAUUACGUGCAUGAAUGAACUUUUGAAAGGAUAAUUUUCGUUUGGAAUUUUGAUCAUUAAUAGACUUUUUUACCAGAAAA
Molecule: messenger RNA, 5303 nt
Organism: Capsicum annuum
Lineage: Eukaryota; Viridiplantae; Streptophyta; Magnoliopsida; Solanales; Solanaceae
Product: putative late blight resistance protein homolog R1B-11
Exons: 5
Coding region: 2949-4397 (482 amino acids)
Biological process (GO): protein folding
Molecular function (GO): ADP binding; alpha-tubulin binding
Source: RefSeq, a predicted model, not a curated record